Messenger RNA from Tyto alba (common barn owl), 2303 nucleotides. Its product is annotated as collagen alpha-1(XIX) chain-like. The record is from RefSeq and is a predicted model, not a curated record. The transcript has 9 exons. Bases 64 to 792 code for a protein of 242 amino acids. Lineage: Eukaryota; Metazoa; Chordata; Aves; Strigiformes; Tytonidae.
CCUCCCUCAGGUUUUCAUGGGAGUCCACAAACAAACUUCUGUUCUGACUAUUGCCAUUUAAAUAUGGUUUUAUCUUUUCUUCAGGGUGACCGUGGACCAGCUGGCACACCAGGAAUAGCAGGGACACCGGGAAAGCCAGGAUCUCCUGGGUCCCCAGGGAUGCCAGGGGAACCUGGUGAAAGAGGACCUAUAGGAGAUAUAGGCUUCCCUGGGCCAGAAGGGCCACAAGGAAAACCAGGAAUCAAUGGAAAAGAUGGAUUGCCAGGUCCUCCGGGUGCUGUAGGGAGACCAGGAGACAGAGGACCCAAAGGAGAACGUGGAGAUCAGGGUAUUCCAGGGGACAAAGGUCCACAAGGUGAACGAGGGAAACCUGGCCCAACAGGAGAAAAGGGGGAUGUGGGUCCUACUGGGCCACCAGGAGACAGAGGCUACCCAGGAUCACCAGGUCAUCAAGGUCCCCCAGGUUCACCAGGACCUCCAGGGUUUCCAGCUGAUACGGUUUCUAUUGAAGAAAUAAAAAAAUACAUCAAACAAGAGGUUCUUAAGGUUUUUGAAGAAAGGAUGGCUCAGUUUGUAUCCCAGCUGAAGCUGCCUGCUGCAAUGCUUGCCUCCCAAGCUCAUGGAAAACCAGGGCCCCCAGGAAAAGAUGGGUUACCAGGGCCACCAGGAAAGGAUGGUUUGCCAGGGCCACCAGGAGAACGUGGUAGUUCAAGUUUGGUCUGCUCUGGAGUCAGAGCAAGUCAGACUGGAAUGAAGAACAUGAGAGCAAAGCUGAAGAUGUGUGGAUCCUAAAGCUAUGAGAAGAAUAAAGACUUACUAACAUUGAUAAUCGCAAACCCCUGACAGAAGCUUGAAAAAUGUGAUGAGCUCAGAAUGAGAAGAACAAGAAUAAAGGAUCAAGAAAGACCAUAAAAGGCUUAGAAUCUUACAACACUGACUGCAUCAUUACCUAAAUAUUCAGAUCACUGUAAAGGGUCAACUUCAAUGUCAGUGCCAGACUGUUCAAUGAUGAUGUAUGUGGUGGAUAGUCUCAGAUGCUUCUGGGAAGUGGAAUGUUGUACUAGGCUUCAUUUCCAGCUAGUGAGCAUCAAGAGUAAAGAUGAUAGCUAUGCUUGAAAAUAAAAUAAAGCUGCUUUUUCAUGCCUUAUGCUUAAGUAAAAGUAGUGCCCCAUGUGCGCAGGAUUUCAAUUUAUUUUACUGAUACGCUCAAUACCCUUUUUUGAUUAGUAAGAGGUAAGAUAAGUGAGAAGCACUUACUUCUCUGAUACAUCAAAAGAUACAUGAAAUUAUACUUCCAAGGAAAGACAAUCAAAAAUUUGUCUUGCCUCCUUUUUACACUCAUGAGUAAGGGAUAGUGCCAUGAGAGAAGCACAUUUACAUGGCCUUCAUGUAAGUUCAUGAAGCACCCUUCACGCCUUUCCCAGUUGUGCCUGUGCGUGUUACUGUUUUGUGCCAACAGUAAAUAACAAUUCUAAUCUCUGAGCAGAUUGAAAAGUGUCCUUCCAUAUUCCGUCUUAUUUCCAAACAUAAAAGGCAUAGCAGACCAGACUUACUGGAGAAGCAUUUUACAUGCAUGUGUGGCUGAGACCAUCAAGGUAGCAUGCUGUGUGCACAUAUGCCCAAGUCAUAAAGCGCAUUUGGUAUUGACUGACAGAUACCCCUUAUCAUAUUUCUCACUUGGGUGUAGCCCAGAUUGCCAACUCCAGGGUUUUGCUGUGUGCAGUAAUACACAUCUGGGCUGGCAGAGUGAAGCAAUCACUUGUCGCAUACAGCCAGUGAAAAGAAGUAGAUGCUUUUGGAGAGCAAUUAAGAGGACCUCUACGGACACCUCCAGAGCCAGUCUGUGACGCUGCACGCUGAGCAGAGAGCCUGCUAGAGCCAGCCGGCGGGAAGGGCAGAAUCACUGUGUGUCCGAGGAGGUGCUUAUCUUAACUUGCAGCUUCGCAGGAGUCCCUCCUGUACAGCCUUGAAUGUGAUGCUGGUUCCCCCAGGGAACUGGUCUGGUGUGGGUCUGGCUGGAUUCCACCAGACCCUCCUCCUGCACAGCAAGCCAAUAGGUAGGGUUUAGUCCCAGAAGCAGAAAACCGAGAUAAUAACUUCUGGAAGUGUUGGCAUGGUCUUCAAAAAGUGUAUUUAAGGAAUUACUAGACUCUUGGGCGUAGAGUCAUUCAUUUCUAAUGAAGUCCAGAAUUGUCACCUGUUGGCCUUUCAGCAAGGUUGCUCAUAGCGUACCUCUGGUACUUCCCAGUGGUACAGGUACAAAUAAUGCUGAUUUUAUAGGACGGUCUCAGUAAAAAUAUAAC